This is a messenger RNA of Rhineura floridana, 4397 nucleotides long. RefSeq names its product tudor domain containing 1 (gene TDRD1). The transcript is spliced from 25 exons. Bases 196 to 3639 code for a protein of 1147 amino acids. NCBI's taxonomy places the organism in Eukaryota, Metazoa, Chordata, Lepidosauria, Squamata, Rhineuridae. The record is from RefSeq and is a predicted model, not a curated record.
UCGGCCUUCGAGGAGGAGGAGGAACGAGAAUGACCUGCGUGAUGAGGAAAGGAGAGGGUGGGACGGUGUGAAGGUUUCUCUUUUGCUCUCCUCUUCUUGCAUUGCCCAACAGCUUGAGUCACAAGAAGCCCUGAAGCUAGUAUCAUCCAUCACAGUUGCUAAACAAUCAUAAAGCUGUCAUGGAAUGAUUCUGAUAUGGAUGCACACAAGAUGGCACAAAAGUUUCAUAUAAGGAAUCAGGAGCUCAAACCAAACGAAUCGCUGAGAAGUCCCUGCACAGGUCCCAGCAUCAAAAGCUCUUUACCUGAAGAAGAUAAAACAUCAAAAUUACUCAACAAUUUCUCAAUUUGUGACCAAACUAAUUUGUUUUUUGAAAAUCGUGACAGUAGUUCAAGUGAAAGCAGCCAUGAUGGCUCCCCUAGUAGCUUUAACAGGCAAAUGACUGCAUCAAAAAUGAAUGGAGGGGAACCAAGAGGACAUUUGGAAACCAUGAAUGAUGCCAGUAAGUUGCUGUUAUCCUCAGCAAAUGAAAUGAAUCCUGUGUUUGGUUCAGCCUUGACACAUGCAAAGCAGAGAAGACCACAGAGGUCUCCUGAUAACACUUUAUCUAUGGGCUGUGAUCCACAGUUUAAUCCAUUAAGCCCAUUGCAUCUGUGCACAUGCCAUGUUUGUGGACUGUUUGGAUCCUUGAGAUGCACGCAGUGCAAGCAGAUAUAUUACUGUUCUGUGGAUUGUCAGAGGAAAGACUGGCAAAAACAUAGUGUUGUCUGUAAGCCAGUUAAACAUAAUGCAGAUAAAGUUGAAGAGAAUGCAAAAUCAUUGGAGGAAAUCAAGAAAAAGGAAAAGUUACUAUUUAUCAGUAACAACAAAGCAGAAGAGCAGGGUAAGAAAACAAUGUUUUCCGAUCUGACUACAUUGGGACUGAAGAAAAAUAUGAAAAUAGAGGGUAUGGUAACGGAGUUCAAUAAUCCUAGUGAAUUCUACAUACAACUCAAUUCUACAGAAGUUCUAAGUAAUAUUAGAGAACUUAGUGUGAAGCUGAAAGAUUUUAGUGGAGUUAAUCAAGAGGAAUAUAUUCCUGCGAAAGGGGAAGUCGUUGUUGCAAAAUACUCCUUGGAUCAGACCUGGUGCAGAGUGCUUAUAAAAGAGGUGGAUAUCCUUAAGAAGAGUGCUCUGGUGUUAUAUAUUGACUAUGGAAAUGGAGAGAACAUACCUCUAAAUAGAAUUAAACGCCUGCACCAAGAUCUUGCUCAUUUCCCACCCUGCGCCAUUAAGUGUUGUGUUGCUAAAGUCCUCUCAGCUAAAGAACAAUGGAAUGCAAAGUGCAAAAAUACUGUUGCUCCAUUUCUUAUAGGAAAGUGCUGCUCAUUGACUAUUAUUGAUGUUUUGAUGGAUGAGAUGCCAUACUUUGCUGUAGAUGUUGUCUUGCCAGUUUCUGGUAAACACUUAUAUGAAAUACUCUUGGAAAUGGAACAUGGUUUGAAUUCAAAAGGUAAAAGUACCAACAAGGAAAAUGUAGCUAUUGGUUCUACUGUAGAAAAGCUAUCUAUUAAGGAGAAGAAAUUUGACUGUAAAGGACUGGAUCAUACUGGCUGUCAAAUUCCAAAGGUUAUCUUGCUGUCUGUAGGAGAUGCAUUUUUUGGUAUGGUUGCCCACAUACAAACACCAGGAGAUUUUUUUUGUCAGCAGAUGGAAAAUGGCCGCAAACUUUCUGAGCUUCAAGCAUCCCUGGGUGAAUACUGCAACAAAAUCUCAGCUACUCCAGAUUUCGUCCCAGCAGUAGGAGACUUGUGUUGUGCCCAGUUUACAGAAGACAGCCAAUGGUAUCGUGCAUCAGUUUUGUCCUACGUCUCAGAGAAAACUGCUCUAGUGGGCUAUGUAGACUAUGGAAACUUUGAAGUCCUUCAAUUAACUAAACUUAGACCAAUCAUUCCAAAAUUAAUGGAGUUACCAGUACAGGCUAUAAAGUGCACCCUAGCAGGUGUGAAGCCAAUAUCUGGAAUCUGGUCCACAGAGUCAACUUCUGUCAUGAAGAAGCUGGUGCAAAAUAAAGUGGUCAAUAUAAGAGUAAGAGAUAAGAAGGAAAAAACUUUUGUGGUAGAACUUAUAGAUGAAUCCAUGACUCCAACAAUAAAUGUGGCUAAAUGCCUUUUAGAGUUGGGGUUUGCAAUGGAAGAAACCACAAUUAUCUCAACAGUGGUUGAAACAAGUACUGGAACAUUGCAAGAAAUUAGUGGUCAACAACUGGACAAACUUGAUUGGUCCUGGGUCACGUUAACAGCUGAACAGGUGGUAAAUGUGGUGGUGUGUGUGCUGUACAACCCCAGCGAGUUCUAUUGCCAGUUGUUAAACAGUGACGGCUUGAAUGCUUUAAAAGAACUCAAUAUGUCUUUAGCAGAGUACUGCCAGAAAACAGUCACUAACGUUUCCAAAGUAAAAAAGGGAGACCUGUGCUGUGCUUAUUUCUCUGGUGAUGGUAGAUGGUAUCGUGCCUUGGUGAAAGAGACCAGUUCAUUUGAAUCAUUUAAAGUUCUGUUUGUGGAUUAUGGAAAUUGUGAAGAGGUUACUCUGGACAAAGUCAGACAGAUUUCAUCUGCAUUUAUGAAACUCCCAUUUCAAGCAAUCAGAUGUUGGCUGUCAGGUGUGAGGCCUAUAAAUAAGGAAUGGACUACAGAAGCGACAGCAACACUACAGAUGUGCACAGCUGGGAAGAAGCUUCAGGCUAGAGUAGUUUCUUUAACAACAAAUGGUGCUGAAGUAGAGCUUAUUGACAAUUCCACCGGCAAUCCAGUAAUGAUCAGUGAAAUUUUAAUUAAUGAACAAUUGGCUUUAAAAAAGGAAACAUUGUCAAAUCUCAGUAUGCUGCCAGAUGAAUUGGCAACCAAUUAUUCCCAAGAAUGCAAACAGUGGACAACAGCAGAAUUACCAGUUGAUGAAACUGUGUCUGUUCAUGUAUUAGAUGUGAUAAACCCUGGUUUAUUCUAUGUUGUACCAACAAAAAUGAAAGUAGAUCCACAGAGGCUCCAUAAAUUAAUGACUGGACUUGCAGGUUACUGCAAUUCUUGGAGUGAUCACAGUUUCAAACCAAAAGUUGGUGAACCAUGUUGUGCUAGAUUCACAGGUGAUGACAAUUGGUACCGUGCUGUUAUUCUGGGAAUUGGUGCAUCAGAAGUCAAAGUGGCAUAUGCAGAUUAUGGCAAUGUGGAAAUGUUGCCGUUUUCUAGGCUUCUGCCUAUACCUGUGCCCUACUUGGAACUCCCUUUUCAAAUACUUAAGUGUUCCCUUGCAGGAAUUAAGGAACUGGAUGGAAAGUGGUGCAUAUCAGCAACAGAGAAGCUGAAAAGUCUCUUACUGAAUGAGUGUAUCAUAGUUACUGUGAAAGGAGUUAGCAAGAGUAUCCAUGCAGUAACUGUUCAAAAAAACUGUGAAAACGGUAUUCUGAAUGUAGCUGACCAAUUAGUAAUCGAAAACUUGGCGAGAUAUAGCAACAGUGAGAAUCAAUGUGCAAAGAACACUAAGUGCUGUUGUACAGAGUUGAGAAAGCAAGUUACAAAGCUUGAACAGAUUAUUUGUUUUCUCUUAAAAGACCGCUUUGGGGAAGAUAAACUUCCUGAAAUGAUAAAGCCCUUGGAAGGAUAAAGCUGGGCUGCAAUUAAUGGCAAUUAUAUGAUUCUAGAGUACAGUUAAAAUGUACCAUGCCUUUUGAGAACGCUAACCUAAGCCUGCAGUCCAACAUAUUUAAUUGGAAAUAAGGUCUUUGGUAAUAAGACCAAUAAGAUCAGAAUGCAAAAAGUAUGAGAUAUAACAGAAAACCAUCUUCAGUGGAAGUUUUGUUGCUGACUUCAGUAGAAUAUUGACUGCACCAAUAUAUUGAAGUUGUUAUUGAAAGAUACUACAAAAAAUGCAACACAUUUUUUUUUUUACAGAAGAUGGAACUAGUGAUAAAGCACAUAGAAUGCAACUGUACUUAAUGCAGCUACUACAGCCUGUGAUAAACGAAGGCUUGGUCCCUAUCUGGCAUUUGGAAUGCAUACUUCCCUUCAGAGGAUGGUCAGGGAAGUGUUCAGUUCUUGCUCACCUUGUAUCAGUGUAACCAAUUACCUUUUUUCCAGUAUUCAUGUUACAAAGAUUACCUUGCUCAGUGUUGAUACUGAGUAGAAAUUUAAAGGCAUGAUGCCUUCUGGAUAUAGGGAAUUGUACUUCAUUCUGUGAGAAAUUACUCAAGCUAAAAAGGCAAUUAAUAUAACGUCUUUUCAUUUAAAUAGCCCAUGAAGACCGUAAUUAUUUGGUUUAAAAUUCUGUAUUUUAAGUUUUUAAUAUGUCUAGUCUAAUUUUAAAUUUGAAAUGGCUUUUUCAAAAAGUAUUUAGGACUUUACAUAAAGAAAAAUGGAAAUGUA